Cyphellophora attinorum is the source of this 915-nucleotide messenger RNA. RefSeq lists its product as uncharacterized. The transcript has a single exon. Bases 1 to 915 code for a protein of 304 amino acids. NCBI's taxonomy places the organism in Eukaryota, Fungi, Ascomycota, Eurotiomycetes, Chaetothyriales, Cyphellophoraceae. The record is from RefSeq and is a predicted model, not a curated record.
AUGGCAGACGCUUCGACAUCCCCUCGCCGUCGCGAAUCGCUCCUUACGGCUGCACUCCGCAACAGUCCUGCCACUGCCGUCUUGCCAAGCGCCAUCAGCGACUGGAUGGCUUCAAACGCUCUCGCCAAAGUCAAGAUCUGCGCCUUGAAUACCGCACGUCUCACCGCUCUCCUCAUCAAGCCACGCGACCGCAAUUCCAUUCUUGAUCCCGAAAUCGCAUGGACCUGCUCGAACAAGUUCCCGACACGCUUCAAUGCCAACAUGAUCACCCUUGGCGGACCAGAACCAGACAAGGCAUCUGCUCAGACGAAAUUGGUGAAUCAGCUGAUCGACCGUGGCUUGAUUGACAACUGGGAAGUUCUUGAUAGCUGGGCCACAUUGAAGCUGGAGUUAUGGGGGCUCACGAAGAAGUUUGAGGGCGAAUGGCUCUGGUUGGACGUGAGAGAAGGGUCGACAGCCGGUGGUGUGCAUUACACUGGUGAGGACGUACGCAAAGUAGUUGACAUGGAGGAACUCGCUGAGUUCGAGGAGGCCUGGUGGAAAAGCAAAGCCGGCAUAGCCAACACGGAGACGUGGUAUCAGGUGCGCGACGUGGUGGCAAAUGCGAAGCGCUUCCGCGAUUUUUUGCUUGACGAUCAACACAUCCAAGUCUGGACCAUCCGAGACGAAGAAGCAGUCAUCGCAGGCUGUGUCACCUAUAUCUCAGACGGCGUGGUGAGCAUCUCGGAUGUGUCCCUUCCGCCGAGGGCUCAUCGGGCUGAUCGUCUGCGCUUGCGAAAGCAAUUUGUCACAAUGGCAGCUCGUGGAGGGCUCCCCGUCGUUGGCUGGUCUGAUGGACAAGGACUAGCAGACAUGAAGGAGUUGGGCUUCCAGUCCGUGGGCAAGAUGCAGGUGUGGGAGCGGAAGGCCGCCUAG